CGUUGUUAUUGUCUGUAGGAUGAUUGGAGCUAACGCCAUUGAUUAUAGCUGUGUUUGACAUCAAUAACAGAGGGAACAACGGGAUAAUUAAUCACCUGAGAAUAAAGACAAACAGGUGAUUUAAGGACUUCGACGACAAACAUCUCCAUUUCUUCGCAACUGCUUUUCCGCUAGCUAACGUUACCAGUAAACAAUAUGGGCCGCAUCUUCUUGGAUCACAUCGGUGGGACUCGCCUCUUCUCUUGUGCCAACUGUGACACGAUUCUGACCAACCGAACUGAACUCAUCUCCACACGCUUCACUGGAGCCACUGGACGAGCUUUCCUUUUCAACAAGGUUGUGAAUCUGCAGCACAGCGAGGUGCAAGACAGAGUCAUGCUGACUGGGAGACACAUGGUGCGGGACGUCAGCUGCAAGAACUGCAAUAGCAAGCUGGGCUGGAUGUACGAGUAUGCCACUGAGGAAAGCCAGCGCUACAAGGAGGGCCGAAUCAUCUUGGAGAGGGCGCUGGUGAGGGAGAGCGAGGGGUUCGAGCAUGUUCCCUCUGAUAACUGUUGAGUUCUCCUUUGUCACAGUUACAAUGCUCCAUUUAAAGCUUUUCCUCCAGCAUCAGUGCAUGGACCGUGUGCCAUUUGUGGUAGAGCUAAACCAAAAAUAAUAUCACAAGCUGUGGUCUUUGUGGGAGUUAAAACAAAAAGUGGUGGAUGGUUUCCCCUCAUUUAUAACAUCUAAGAAUCUCUCCUCUGAUGGGUAAUACCAUUGAUUCUCAUUUUAAAUCACCUGCAGUUUCAAUGUGUUCCCAGCUGGCUGUGAUGUUCGGAAAAUGUGUUGUGGUGCUUUCAGAGAGAGGAUUCACUCCUGCUGCCCUGCAAGAAGUUCAGACAGAUGGAUAGAUUGUUAUGUGGAGGUCUGAAUAGCCAUUAAAGGAAUUGGUGAAUUCUCACAAUAAGAUUUAGUUACUAAGCAGGAUUCCUGCAACAUAUUUGUUUCCUGGGCAGUGUUGCAUAAUGCCAGACAUUACUUAUUUCAAGUAUGAAGUUACUCUUCUUUAAUAUCAGCUGUAUCAGAUUAUCCCCUAAGAACAUCGAUCACCAUUUUGAUUAUAUUAUAUUGCUGUUAACCAGGUUUGACCUAUAAAGAGUACAGAUGUAUCCAGGAUAAGAUAAAUAAAGUUGAACUUGUUUUGCAUUUUAUGAACCUUUCUGCAAACCUACAUUUUUUUUUUAUAUUCCCUGUGCUGUUAUUCAAAUAUUUAAAUUGAUUUGUGGCAUCUGUCAAGUUACUUGAAUGAAACUAAAGGUGAACGUGUUUUGUGAAAAAUAAAUAAAACACCCAAACCAGA
This is a messenger RNA of Eleginops maclovinus (Patagonian blennie), 1342 nucleotides long. RefSeq names its product protein yippee-like 5. The transcript is spliced from 3 exons. The record is from RefSeq and is a predicted model, not a curated record. NCBI's taxonomy places the organism in Eukaryota, Metazoa, Chordata, Actinopteri, Perciformes, Eleginopidae. Bases 196 to 558 code for a protein of 120 amino acids. Gene Ontology annotation, cellular component: ubiquitin ligase complex.